AUGAGUGCAAGUAACAUUGAUAUUCAUCCAAAGGCACCAUGGUCCACAAAUAGUAUCACUGUUACUGGAGGAAAUGGAGCAGGCAGUAAAACCAAUCAAUUCAACUUCCCAUGUGGCUUAUACGUCGACGACGAUCUCACUAUUUAUGUUGCUGAUUUCCAUAGUUAUCGUAUUAUGGAGUGGAAAUUUGGUGCAACGAAUGGCACCGUAGUUGCUGGUGGCAAUGGAAAAGGUAAUGAACCUGAUCAAUUAAAUUCGCCAGUAGAUGUGAUUAUCGACAAAGCGACCGAUAGACUCAUCAUCAGUGAUCGAGGAAAUAACAGAGUCGUUCGUUGGCCUCGUCGAAAUGGUACUCAUGGAGAAACAAUUAUUUCAAAUAUCGCUUGCUUCGGUUUGACAAUGGACGACAAUGGUUAUCUCUAUGUCGUUGACAAUGAAAAACAUGAAGUAAAACGAUAUAAAAUUGGUGACACUCAAGGAACACUACUUGCAGGUGGUAAUGGACAAGGAAAUGGUCUCAAUCAACUCUUUUAUCCCAGCUACGUCUUUGUCGAUCGAGAACAUUCAGUUUAUGUGUCUGAACGGGGAAAUCAUCGUGUCACAAAAUGGGAACAAGGUGCAAAACAAGGCAUUGUUGUAGCUGGUGGUCAAGAACAAGGAGAUAGUCUUACACAGUUGGAUCGUCCUGAAGGAAUCGUUGUUGAUCAAUUGGGUGCUGUCUAUGUGGCUGAUUUUGGGAAUCAUCGAAUUAUGCGUUGGCCAAAAGGUGCCAAACCGGGAACUGUCAUUAUUGGUGGAAACGGUUCUGGAUCACAGUUGAAUCAACUCGAUCGUCCCGUAGGUUUGUCCUUCGAUCGACAUGGUAAUCUCUAUGUCGCCGAUUGGGGAAAUCAUCGAGUACAAAAAGUUGAAAUUAAAUGA
Rotaria sp. Silwood2 is the source of this 921-nucleotide messenger RNA. Lineage: Eukaryota; Metazoa; Rotifera; Eurotatoria; Philodinida; Philodinidae. The record is from the annotation of a GenBank genome assembly.